Radiomyces spectabilis is the source of this 2074-nucleotide messenger RNA. RefSeq lists its product as uncharacterized. Lineage: Eukaryota; Fungi; Mucoromycota; Mucoromycetes; Mucorales; Radiomycetaceae. Bases 405 to 1838 code for a protein of 477 amino acids. The record is from RefSeq and is a predicted model, not a curated record. The transcript has 2 exons.
UUUUUUUUUUUUUUUUUUUUGAGUUCUGACUUUGGGUGGAAAAAAAGGAAAUCACGUCCCAUCCCCCUCUUUUUCUCCGCUUAUGCAGACUCGAUGCAUGUUGUAUGCAAUUGUAAUCAACGUAAUCAACAAAAUAAAAGUGUCGUGAACAAACGGGUUCAGUCGUUAUCUUGGCUGUAUUAAUCACUCCGCACCUUUGGGUAGGAGAUAGACUAAUCAAAGGCAGAAUUCAGAAUAGCAGUAACAUGGAAGGGUGGGAAUGAAUUUCCACCAAAUCUUGCGAAGAAUGGAGUGACGGGACCACCGCUUGUUUUUUCGUUUCGUCCGCGCAUGCUCAGUGGGGCCCAUCCGUUUUUGGAAUCGGUGUGUGACCUCUCUUUUUUUUUUGUCCGAACGGGUGCACCAUGGACCGAUUGGAUCUUUUCCUUCGUGCGCCUUCCCAUUUUUCCAUUAUGCGCUCCACCGGUGACGACGAACCUAGUAACGGUAGUCACCUCCCUGGAGCAGUGAAAUCCUUAUCGGACCGGUGUCAAGUCAUCCUCAAGGACUGUGAGACACGUCCUAUUCAGGGCCUAUAUCGUUAUACGCAAUCAUUAACCGCCGAAGCGCAUUUUCUGCAAGGUUUACUGGAAGCUCCUGAGACCAUCAAAGAGAAACAUAUACAGAGUUCGAACCUCAGUUACCUGGAAGCCGUCCACGAUGUGCUGACGAGCGUCGAUCAUGUGGACGAAAUGAUGCGUCUUGUUCCUGUCCCAUCAGCCACCACGGAAUGGAUGCCCAAAAAGGACAUGAUGCGUACUGAAAGCAUCAAACUUGACCUGGUAGCUGAACAAGAGCUGGUGUGGAUUCGAGUCAUUGCACGGAAUGCCAAAGGACUGCGCCACGAUAUGGCAGGAUUGGAACUGGAAGACGAAGACGACGAUGAAGAGAGCAGCGACUCGGAGGGCGAAUUUUACAGUUCAACGGCGCAUGGAGACGCCUUUGCUGACUUGCCCAUAUUCAAAAAAGCCGCCAAGUACCUUCGCAGUGCUGAAGCGCACCAUGUCCAUUAUCGAAAACCGAUUGUCGUGUUUGCUUUCAUGCGUAUUCGACCGAAUGAGGAUGUGUUUGUUCAGCGAUUGAUGGACCGACUGACAGAGAUGGGCAUUGUCGUUCACUUGCAGGAACCGGGCGGUCCGACGGUGCGUGAGACGUAUGCGCCUUAUUUACCACAACAACGGCAAUCCCUGACUACCGCUACUCUGAACGUGGAUGUGAGCACUGCUUUGGCCAUCACGUCCGAGAUGACUCACCACCCUUGUCGGCCGGACCAAGUGGAUGGUGAAGCAUUGCAACUGCAAGCGAACCGAGAAGCGGAAGCGCCCGUGUUACCUGUAUUGAAAGACAUGCUUACUGACAAACGGUUAGUGAUGGUGAGAAGCGCGUUUGAACGGCUUGAAAGUAUUGUCUCGGUGGUGGGGGGCGAUCGGGAAAAGAGACGAUUUCGGUACCUGUUUCAAGAGGAGUUAGGUGAAUCCAUACCGUUUGAUCAUGUGUUGUGGACAAAUUUCCCAUCCAUGACGAUCCAAGUGAUACCCGACCGCGUCUCGGAGCGAUACCGCCGGUUACUUGAACCUCCAAAGCGCCGUAACAAGCUGAAUAAUGGGAGAAAAAUUCGUACGCGGUUUUCCGAAUUUCAUGCCAUGAUUUUUGGCAGCGGGGAUGCGUAUCAAAUGACGACCGUAACUGCGAUUCAAUGGAUGGCCACGGCACUCGCCGAUGCCGGUAUCACCGGUGUCUCCAUCCUUGUGCACGAACCUCGUUCCUUGUCCGAACAAAAGAUGCAUGUCAUUCAAUAGUUUUCUUGUGUGUAGACUUGUAGGUCGUGUACAAUCGUUUUUGUUUAUCCUUAUCCAAUAGAGCCGAAUAGAUAAGCAGAAAAGGUUUAGAAUGUUGAUCGAAUUAAUAUAUUGUACAAGACUUGUGGUUAUACAAAUUUCCCCAUGACCGGACCAUUGCUCGCUCAUCAUCAGUGAUUGGAUCAUCCAACGAUCUUUUGCAGAACGCACGGAAUGGAGAAUGUGGCUGUGGCAAC